Branchiostoma floridae (Florida lancelet) is the source of this 1209-nucleotide messenger RNA. RefSeq names its product isatin hydrolase-like. Bases 59 to 778 code for a protein of 239 amino acids. Gene Ontology annotation, molecular function: arylformamidase activity. The transcript has 4 exons. NCBI's taxonomy places the organism in Eukaryota, Metazoa, Chordata, Leptocardii, Amphioxiformes, Branchiostomatidae. The record is from RefSeq and is a predicted model, not a curated record.
GGUCAUCUUGAGAAACGGAUGCCUUGCAGGGUUGCUAGGCAACCCACAGGUGAUUGACAUGACGUACACCUUCGACGACACCACUGUGAACUGGCCAACCCACGAACCUUUCCGCCUUAAAAACAUAUUCAGAGGCUACCAUCCAAACGGGUACUAUUACGAAGGCAGUUCCUAUGAGGGAUACGAACAUAGCGGCACGCACGUGGACGCGCCUUCGCACUUUUGCAAAGACAAGUGGCGAAUGGACGCUGUUCCACUAGACCGUCUGAUGGGCCCGGCUGUGGUUGUGGACGUGUCCAACAAGACAGAGAACAACGCGGACUACACGGUAACGGCUCAAGACUUCCAGGACUGGGAGGAGAAGAACGGCAGGAUUCCUGACGGAUCCAUCGUGCUAGUUCGAACCGGCUGGGGGCAGUACUGGCCGGACAAACGCCAGUUCCUGGGAACAGACACUGCCGACAAAUCCUUGCUGCACUUCCCUGGAAUAGACCCAGAGGGCGCCCGUUGGCUGGUACAGAACAGAGGCAUGCACGCUGUCGGCAUUGACACCGGGUCUCUCAGUUCUGGACAAUCAACUAACUUCGUCGCGCAUCAGAUAUUGUGCGAAGCAGACAUUAUCGGGUUGGAAAGUGUCGCCAACCUGGACAAACUCCCGCCCACAGGAGCCACUGUGUACGCUCUGCCCCUGAAGAUCGGGGAGGGGAGCGGGGGUCCGGCCAGAAUCAUCGGGAUCAUCAACAACCCUGAGGGUGGGGGUGGCAGGGACGAACUGUAGUGGUCCAUGACGCUUGCAUUUCCCUUAUUCUUCGGCUAAAUCGACAUUUAAGGCUGCACUAUGGAGGAUGUGGGUCCCAUAAUUGAAAAGCAAUUUCCAGAGAAAAUCAUUUACGUGAAUAACAAAAACAAGAACAUUUUAGCAUAUUUGCAUCAUUAUUAUAUAUCCCUGGUGUUUGUAAAACGUGACGAAGAAAAUACAAGUUGCACAAGGUCCACUGACUUAGAAAUAAUAUUUGAAACUUUCAUAUCACAAAGUGCAUGCCAUACAAACUUUCACCAAGGUACCAAGAAAGGAAAACCUCAAAAUCCUUCGUUAAUAUUGGGUUCUCAAUACAACAUUUUAGCAUCUUGGCCCCACCACUGUACAAAUAGCCAAGUGGAUAUAUGCAGUUUAAAGUAUAUUUCAAUACAUGUCAAUACAAUUUCGAA